This is a messenger RNA of Saitoella complicata NRRL Y-17804, 351 nucleotides long. RefSeq lists its product as uncharacterized. Lineage: Eukaryota; Fungi; Ascomycota; Saitoellomycetes; Saitoellales; Saitoellaceae. The transcript has a single exon. The record is from RefSeq and is a predicted model, not a curated record. Bases 1 to 351 code for a protein of 116 amino acids.
AUGCCCGGCACCUGGACCGCACAAGAAGACAUUCGCCUCCUCCUCCUCGCCAUCGACAUUCUCGGCGGCACCCCCUCCUACGACAAACUCGCCCAAGGCAUGGGUCCUCAAUACACACGCGAGUCCGUUCGCCAACACCUCGCAAAGCUCCGGAAGUCAGUUCCUCCUGUUGAAGGAAAUAGGAAAGCGGGAGUGUCGAGGGCGAGCAAGGCGAGCUCGAGCGCGAGCGCAGGUUCGAAGAAGGGAAAGGGGGUUAAGGAAGAGAGCAGUUGGGCGAGUGAUGAAAAAAUAAUUGAAAGGAACGAGGAAGAUGAGGAAAUGGAGAAGUCGGAUGAAGAGUAUUGCCCAUAA